UCAGAGAACGUCUCCAUAAAGCCCAUCUUACAUGUAAAUGAUAUGACCAACAGGGAGAAAAACAGAUCAGAAUAAAGACUAUGUGCGCAUGUUAGUCAAAUAACACCUCAAACAGAGCGUAAUCACAGGGAUAAGUUAAGAUAAUGUGGUCUAAAUGAUAAAUAUGAGUCACUCUAAACUGGAGGCUACUGUGAGCGGGGGCGAGGAGCCAACUGUGGCAUCCAGGCAGCAGCGUGCUUCUCUCCGCCUCCUCUGGCUCCCGCACCUGCAAAGGCAAGAAAGAUCCACCCCGAAGCUCGAUAAAACGGAACGUCUCCCCCUUGAUUUUGAGGGGGUGUUGCAGCCGUGAGACAGCCACAGAGGCCCGGGCCGGCAACCCCCCCACCGACGCCGGCAGAAGCUGCAGCGCGCUGCAGGCUGACGGAGAGGACGCAGUGCCGCACUUUGCCCUUCUUCUUUAUGGCGUUGCGUGUCCGGACGCCGGCGUCCCAGAGAGGCGGUCGACCGGGGGAGAGCGUUCGCCUCUCUCCGCGAAGGACGGUGGUGUCCUGAGAGCUCAAACAUGCCGUGCUUCGCCGCUGGAAACGUCGCCGCCCGGGCUGCAAUCCGCCGCUGCGCUCCUUGAGGGAAUCAAAGUUGGUGCAAUGGAGACUUCCGGGAGUGAUGCUGCGCUCGCAUACCUGGAGAAAACGGGCGAGAGAGAUGGAUAUUAUGAUCUGGAGCAUCUCCCUCCACUGCUGGAAGAUGAGGAAAACGUGUCCCUGGCUGACAUUCUGUCGUUGCGGGACAGCUGCCUGAGUGAGGAGGAGGUGUGGGCCGUGUGUGCAGAGUGCGUUUUGGCCCUGCAGAGCAUCAGACCCUCCCACCUUUUUUACACCCUGUGCAUAACCCCGGACACGCUGGCCUUCAACGCCCAUGGGAACGUUUGCUUCAUGGAGCAGCUCAGCGAUGAUCCCGAUUGCUCCUUUGUCCCUCCGGAGUUUGACAACACGGGCAGCACAUUCGAGGGCCAUAUUUACUCUCUGGGCUCCACACUUUCUGCUGCACUGAACUUUGUCAUUGAGCCAGAGCUCGAGGCUGAACUGGGCGAAGAAAUUCAGAAUCUGUUGCAGCAGAUGCAGGAGGAGACGCCUGAAGACAGACCUGAGCUGGAGGACAUUCUGUUGCUGGCUGAAGAGCAGCUAGCUCACACCUCUUCUGCUGCCGUGUGCCGGAAAUUGUCUUCGAUUGGGCGAAGAGUGCUCUCCAUCGAAUCGGUUUCAAACAUUCAAGAUGAGCAGGAAGAGUGCUGGGAGGCCAGAUGGCAACACUGCAAAGCCAGAUGUCUCCUGAAAAGACUAAACUCAGAGGAUAAGACCAAAGACCUGUCUGACACCUUUGUGUCAAAUAGUGUUUCCAGACAGCAGGUAGUGUGUGAGGCCUGGGAUUCCUCUCUAUGGGCCGAGGAUAAGGAAAGUGACGAGGCAGACGGCACGAUUCUGACAGAAGAGAUGGAUUGUCGGUCUUACAACAGCUCCCCGGUGAAAAGGAGAUCCCAGCAGAGAGUCAGGGGAGCAAGGGGAGCCCUUAAUCGUUCCUGUUCGGUCCCGGACUCCAACAACCCCCCCUGUUUCUCCACUCCCCCUCACGGAGAUAUAAGUAUCCCCGUUUCUGACCUCACAGAGAUAGGAGCGGAUGAGCGCUCCGGUUCAAAGUCUGUGUGGAGCAACAGACUCCAGAGACUAAACCGGGGGAAAUCCUGUGAGUCCUACCCUCACUGCAGAUCUCAGGAUCAGGAGAAGGCACACGGAAAUGAUGACGCAGAUGCUUGCACAGAUGAAAUACGGGAUGAAGACUGUGUUAAAACCGUGUCAAGAGGCAGUAUCCAGGACCUAGUGUCCUGUGCGUCUUGCCGAGAUCUGGAAAUGGCACAGAACUCUUCGAAGGAUGAGAGCGUCACAAACCCCAACGUUUCCAUUUCUUAUAACUAUAUGACCAAAAGCAUGCUGUGCCUGAAUGAAGAAUCUCAGGAUGAGUGGAUCUCUCUCAGGGAGCUACUGACUCAUUGUGGACAGAGGCUGACAGUUAAUGAGCUGUGGGCUCUGUGUUACACCUGCCUGUCUUCAUUGCAAUCUUACACUGACUUUCCAGCUUACUUAUGCCUGGACACAGUGUUUGUAAACUGCAAGGGAGAAGUUAUUUUUCUAAAACCUAAAACAAUUGAAUCCCACGAUGGCUUUUUUCUUGCCCCUGAAUAUCAGGAACAUGGCAUUGUAACUGAGAAGGUCUGUGUGUAUGGGGUCGCCGCUAUCCUCUGGGCGUCGGCCAAGUUCAGCUUAUCUCCGAAUCAAAAGCUGGCGAUGCCUCGUAAAAUGAAGAGGCUGCUCUUGGACAUGGCUAAGAGGACUCCCAUGGAGAGACCGACCAUCGUCAUGGCUAAAAAGAGUUGCCUCUGUAAUCUGUCUCGUCAGGGGAUUAGCGCCGAGACUGUCUGGGGCAACCUCAUCAGCAGAGUUCACCCGCCAGCUUCGACAGGCCACCGUGCAGAAGACUUGAGUGAAAGUGGUCAUCAGCAGUGCUCGACUAAUGAACCCCAACAGAACAGUGGCUUUGUGCCCAUGGCCAAUGAGAGCCUACUGGCUCCUGUGCCUGGCCCUGUUCCCCACAGCUAUCCGGUCAAUAUGGAACUCCAGCUCCCAGAGGCCUUCACUUCCACUGCCACACACUUCACCCCCAUCAUCCUGACCAAUGAAGGGGAAACAGAGGAGGAGGAAAGCGAGCGUCUAGGAACCGUCACUGAAGGGACAGCGGGCAGAGUGACAAAGAACGGCGCUCAUCUUAUGGAAAGCUGCCUAGAUGUCUCUCCGCAUCUGCAUCAACCACAUUCUAAAGCCAACCUAAAUUCACAAGAGCUGACUGACUAUGACACAGUCACCAGGACUUCUUCCAAAUCAUCCAGCAUGAUACUGGAGGACUCUCCCUCAGCUCUGUCUGAUAUUUCCCUCCUUGAAGUCUCUCUUCCCAGUCUCUCGUCCCCCUUAUCCACUAACCUCAACAACUGUGGCAUUUUCAACAACUACCUCUUUUGGCAGGAUCCCAUGACAGGACAUCUUUCAUUGGUGCCCGUCAAGGUCAGGGCUCCUGAGGCUUUACAUGGAUUGGAUGUAAACCCCUCUUUGGUCCCACAGUCUUUGCAAGGCCUAAUGACAGGCCAGGAGGACAAGGGGGGUUUGUUUAUUGACUCUAUGAGCGUUACCAUGAGGCCUGGGACUCAGAAUCUCUUUUGUGUUAGUGGUGGCUCAGUGAUUUCUGACAGCUCCCUGGAUGAUCCUGCACAUCAGAUGUACUGUGGACAAACAGAUAAUAAAGCACAAGGUGAGAGAGAGUCUGCCUCCAGAGAUCAACAUGCCGUGCAGGACAUGACCGACCUGCUCAAAGGACAGUUUUCAAUUAAGGGAUGUUUAGACAAUGGCCGUCAGGACAUCAUCAUGGGGGAAUACCUUUUCUCUUUGAAGGGACUCCAGUACUGCCAGUUUGCCAGUGUUGUGAAGGAGAAAUUCUGCCAUCUGCCCUGGGAAGAUGACUUGCUGGGUGUGUUGCACAGCCUGGUGAACCACCGCUGCUCAACACUGUGGGUAUCCGUCUUCAUCGACUCUGGAGCGGACACUGAGUUCAUGGAUGAGGCGUUGGCCAGGAAAUUGAACAUCCCUCUUCUGCAUGGCUCCUCCCCCCGCAGUGUGCUUGCCCUGGACGGCCACGAACUGAACCAUUCUCGCCUCAUCACAGAACCCUUGGAACUGACUAUGGGAGUUCUUCUCCGGCUCCUCCAGAACCAGCUUUAUGUAAAAGCUGAGAAGUGUGAGUUUCACUCAUCAUCGACCUCCUUCCUCGGCUUCAUUCUAUCCCCUGGACAGAUUUCAAUGGACCCGGCCAAGGUCCGGGCCGUCACGGAGUGGCCCACGCCUGUAGAUCGAAAGCAGCUCCAGAGGUUCCUGGGGUUCUCUAACUUCUACAGGAGGUUCAUUCGAAACUUCAGCCAGGUUGCUUCCCCACUUCACGCACUCACGUCCAGCAAGACUAAGUUUGCUUGGAACGAGCAGGCUGACCAGGCCUUCAAGCGCCUAAAGAGUCUUUUCACCUCUGCCCCGGUUCUUGUUUCUCCUGACCCAGAGAGGCAGUUUAUAGUGGAGGUGGAUGCUUCAAGUUCUGGGGUUGGAGCGGUCCUCAGCCAAGAAUCCACUGACGGCCGUAUUCACCCCUGUGCCUUCUUUUCCCGAAGGCUGUCUAAGGCUGAACAGAAUUAUGAUGUGGGCAAUCGUGAACUCUUGGCUGUUAAGUUAGCUCUCGAGGAGUGGAGGCACUGGCUAGAAGGCUCCAAGCUCCCGUUUUUGGUCUGGACUGACCACCGUAACCUUGAAUACUUAAAGACUGCCAAAAGGCUCAACCCUAGACAGGCCAGACCCGGAUCCAAAAAUGGCAAGCCCGAUGCUCUGUCCAGGGUGUUCGAGACUUCAGAGAAAGAUCUCGACCAAGAACGGGCAUUCAUCUUACCCGACACAGUUAGGCCUAAGGUCAUCGACUUCUGCCACAGCUCCCGCUUAUAUGGUCAUCCCGGCAUCAGUAAGACCCUUAGGCUCAUCCGCUCCCAGUUUUGGUGGCCUUCCCUAACCACAGAUGUCAGCCAGUUUGUCUCCGCCUGCUCACCCUGCAACCAGGCUAAGGCUUCCCGUCGUCCCCCAGCAGAUUUACCCUGGGUGGAGCACGCCAUUAAUGCCACACCAUCCUCCUCCACUGGUCUUUCCCCGUUCUACGUGGUUUAUGGCUUCCAGCCGCCAGUGUUUGCCACUGAAGAGGUGAAGUCCAGAGUCCCGUCUGCCCGUCUCUCAGCCUUAAGGUGCCAACGCGCCUGGAGGAAGGCCAAGAGGGCCAUUCUUGCUGCCUCCCAGAAUCAGGCCCGCACAGCCAACCGUCGGCGGGUUCCUGCCCCUCAAUACCAGGUUGGAGACAGAGUUUGGCUGUCCACCAGAGACCUUCCCCUGAAGGUCGACAGUAAGAAGUUGGCACCCCGGUAUAUCGGGCCUUUCACCAUUUCCAAAGUGGUGAAUCCUGUGGCGGUCCGUCUCCGUCUGCCUCCUGCUAUGAAAGUCCAUCCCACGUUUCAUGUUUCACGGGUCAAGCCUGUCAAGACCUCCAGUCUGGUUCCCACCGCCACGCCCCCACCUCCCACCCGUCUGGUUGAUGGCUCCCCUGCAUACACCGUUAAGAAGAUCCUGAAGUCCCGUAUAUGGGGUCGGGGCACCCAGUACCUCAUCGACUGGGAGGGUUACGGGCCUGAAGAACGCCAGCAGAGCAGUAAGCUGGAAUAUCCAGCAGAAAGCCCCAGGCUCUGUGUAGAAAGCCCCAGGUCGGGAUUCAAACCCAGGACCUCCCUGCUGCAAGGAAACAGUGCUACCAACUGUUCCACUCUGCACAGUAGGGGUGUGAAGCCAAACAGUUCAGAGUCUGGGGUCAUGGAGGCAGGAGGUCAUCCAGCGGGGUGCAGCGAUGAAAGCCCCUCUGAAGCGCAGUUUCUGUCAGGGAGAGGGGAAGAUCUGAUGGGAAGCCACGAUGAGCAGAUGAGUCCGGACUCCUCGGAGGACAUGGAGGACGGCGACUCUCCGGCGUCGGAGCGGCUCCUUUCGCCCACGUCCGCAGCAGGCUGCACAGGCCUCGGCUUCAGCUCGGCCUGGGCGCUGGCUCUCUUUGGGGAAGAUUGCUUUGGCCCGGAGGUGAUUGAGUAUGCGUCGAAUCUGGGAAAGCACACCGGAUCGCCGGGUCUGCAAGUGAAAGUGCAGGAAGUGCAGCAGCAGCUGACAAUUGAGACCAGGAAUCUGAAGAAAACCAGGAAUUUCUAUCAGAAGCUGAAGAAUCAGCAAGAGAGAAAGAACAAAGGUCCUGACAGCAAACUGAUGCUCUCAAAACUCAAGUCACAGCUUGAAGAACUCAGAUCCAAGGUGGCCUUUUUGGAUUGUGUGAAGAAUUACCUUGAGGUUCUGAGUGUUGAUCAGUGGGGUCUGGAGGUUUCUUUGCUGCCCUGUCUGGCUGCCUGUGGAUGUCAGCCUUUGAGCCUUGGGUCCACUGAGGACGCCUCUGUUCUGAGCUUUGGUACCAGCAAAGGGAAGAGGACUUUGCAGGCUGGGUCUCCUCUGGGACUAAUGGCUUACCUUUAUGCCAGAAACGCCGCUGCAGAGGGCUACAUCCAACAGUUCCUGUAUACGUACCGCUUCUUCUGCACCCCUGAAGACUUGCUGCAGUUUAUUAUGGAUAAGUUCAUCGGCGCUGUAAGGGAGGGCCCGGAUAUGUCAGGAGACAGUGAGAGGAUCUUUCACCGCAGUCUGGACCUUCUGCAGAUCUGGAUGACAGACUGCAAAUCAGUGGACUUCACCCCAAACUCCAGUCUCGUGGUCACAUUAGAAACGUUUCUGAAUACCGAGGUGAUCCCUGUUGACAGCCAAGGUGAGGCCCUUCUCGCUGUUCUCUACAGCCAUCCAAACACAACUACAUUAAGCCAAGUGACAGGAAGUCUCAUCAGCCUCAUUGAAGAAGAUGAGUCUGUUUGUUUGCGGUCAUCUACUGAGGAUCUUAGCAAGAAGUGGAGGAUCUCGCGGGUGGUGGAGGCCUCUCCUUCCAUGUCCAAAGAGAAGGCCUUCACGAUUGCUGCAGCCCUGCCCGCUCCUUGCUACGGCUCCCUGAUGCACGACUUGUCCAACGCCUGCCUGCAAGGCGAAGAGCGGCUCCCCUUCAGCCAGACUGAACACAGCGUGCUGCACGUAGCCCAGCAGCUCACGCUCCUGCAGCAGGAAGUAUUCCAAGGAUGUCAUCCAGUUCAUUUCCUCAAGUCCAGAACGCAAGGAGUCAGAGACAAACUCUGCAGCCCGAACAAGAACGUGUCGCAGCGUAUCCCGCCAGCAGAGGGCAGCAAUGCGCUCGUCCAGGAGGGGCCCCCGGCAGACAGCUUCCUCCAGCAGCUGCUCACAUACGCAAAGAGUGUCACUAACUGGAUCUCUGCAGAGAUAGUUAUCUGUGACUCUGCGAAGACCCAGGUUGCCACGCUGACCCGGUACCUGUGGAUAGGGAAGUACUGCUACGAGAUGAGGAACUUUGCCACGGCCAUGCAGGUUCUCGGAGGUCUGGAGAACGUGAUUGUCAGGCAAUUACCAGCUUGGAAACAUCUGGCUUCCAAAGUGUACGAGAUCCUGGAGGAGCUCCGAGCGGUGCAGGUCUUUCUGAAGAGUGAUGACCUGUGUCUGAUGGGGGCAGAGCACAAGAGGACGAGGCCGACGCUGCCGUCCUUCCACAUCCUGGCCAUGCAUGUGCAGCAGCUGGAGAUCGGGGCUUUCACUCUCACCAACGGGGCUUACAAGUGGACCAAACUCAGGAACAUCGCAAAGGUUGUGAGUCAGGUUCACGCCUUCCAGGAGGUCCUGUACCCCUACAGCUCAGACCAGGAUCUUCAGGCCUACCUGCGGCGUCGGGUCGCCCGCUUCGCCACCGCGGACAUCCACCUGCUGGCCGCUGACAGCGACGGCGGCUUUCAGCGGUCCAGCGAGCGUCAGACACGGAGGAUCCAUGACACGCUGAGGAGGGUGAAGGCUACCUUCCAGUGAAGCCUGCUCUGUCUCGAUUUACGCCGCCGAGAUGAACUACGAAUCCAGGACGUCGCUCUGGAAAAGUACUGGCCCCCCCUCCCAGAAAUCUUCUGUUUUUGCUUUUCACAGUUACAUGUUUCAGAUCGUUAGCUUGAUAACUUGAGUAAAUGCAAAGACAUAUUUUUAAAUAAUGAUUCCCAUUAUUUGGGGGAUAGAAAGCUAAGCAGCCUGGCCCUGUGCGGAAAUAAAAUCACCCGCUGUGCCACUUAAAUAGAAUCUGUACGCGAGCUAAAAGAUCUCUGAGACCAAAGAGGUUCAAGAAGAGAAAACAAGCAAAAUCACUGACACGAAUCAGUGAGAAAAGUGUUACAAAGCCUUUCCUGAGGCUUUUGGGACUCUCAAUUACAGUGAGAGCCGUUAUCCACAAAAGGAGAAAUCCAAAUGUACUAAUCAGCAACUUCUUCCAGGAGGUCAGAAAAGAACCAAGAGCAACAUCUAGGGCACCGCAGGCUUCACCUGUCUCAGCCGAGGUCAGUGUUCACCAUUCAAGGAUAGGAAAGAAACUGGCCACUAAUGGCGUCUGUGGAGAGUUCCAAGGUAUAAAUCAUUGAUCUGCAAAAAAGACACAAAGGCUCAUUACAUCCCCCCCCCCCCAAAAAAAAAUUUGAAUAAUCCCACAGACUUUGGAGA
Fundulus heteroclitus (mummichog) is the source of this 8297-nucleotide messenger RNA. Its product is annotated as kinase non-catalytic C-lobe domain-containing protein 1. The transcript is spliced from 36 exons. The record is from RefSeq and is a predicted model, not a curated record. The coding region runs from base 645 to 7625 and encodes 2326 amino acids. NCBI's taxonomy places the organism in Eukaryota, Metazoa, Chordata, Actinopteri, Cyprinodontiformes, Fundulidae. Gene Ontology annotation, molecular function: guanyl-nucleotide exchange factor activity. Gene Ontology annotation, biological process: small GTPase-mediated signal transduction.